Molecule: messenger RNA, 3680 nt
Organism: Schistosoma rodhaini
Lineage: Eukaryota; Metazoa; Platyhelminthes; Trematoda; Strigeidida; Schistosomatidae
Source: the annotation of a GenBank genome assembly
GUUCAUUAUUUUUUUCUUUUUCUUCUUUUUCUCUUUCGCUCUUUAUUACAUCAUAAUGGAAUGGAGUUAGUUACAUCAUCAAUUAACAAAAUAUGAAUAAUAAAACAUUUUUGGAAUUUAUCACUGAGUGUAAAACUCUCUCCCCCACCCCCCCAAGAAAAACACAAUGAAUAGUUGCUAAGAUAUUGAAAAAACAUAAAGUCUUCGUCGUCGGUUAGAAGCAAAGACGGAACAAAGGAAACAUAGAAUCUAUUACCUCUAUUCGGUAUAAACGUGAAUGAAAUUAUGAUUUCAUUGAUUCAUAUUGGAGAAAAUUUAUUAUCAUUCAUUUUAUUCAUUCAAUUCUAUGGAACUUAUGGUGAAAUUGAAAUAUCACAGAAUCAUCAACAUGUUAAUAUUACAUCUAUUCAUACUACUAAUAAUGAUACAUUAUGGUCUAUUCAAAGAUUGAAUCCAAAAGAUGAUCAUCAUCCUAUUAACCAUGAACAAUGGCAUUUUCAUUUUGAUAUGUUUAUUAUUAUCUUUUUAGCAUUCAGUUCAUUUUGUACAAAUAUUGGUUUAUUAUAUUUAGAUCGACGUGCUAAACCAUCAAUUCCAACAAAUAAUUCAAGUUUUUCUAAUCAUUUCAUAACUAUUACCACUACUAAUACUACUAAUAACAAUACUACUAGUAGUAAUAACCUUCCUAUGCAUAAUAAUACUAAUAAUCUACAAUGUCUAUCAUUCAAUUCUCUGUUGAAGAAAUGGUCGAAUAAAAGAAAUUCUCAUAGAUAUAAUGGUUUACUAUCUAAUCAAUCAACCAUAGUAACAAUACCGAAUGAAACUAUAAACAGAACAACCAAACCAACCAGCACCACCACCACCACCACAACAACAACACGUUCUUUCUCUUUAUCAAGUCCUCCAUUAAAUAAAUAUCCAUCAUCCAUUAGUUUGAUCAAAUUAAACCAAACCAAUCAAUUCUAUCAUCAUCAUCAUCAUCAUGGAUCCAUACAAUAUCAUACACCACGUGGUCGACGACAACGUCGUUAUUUAAGAGGUUUAUUUGGUUUAUCUAUAAGUAAUUUAAGUUUAUCAUUAUGUUUAUUAAGUUGGUGUAUAUGUCAAAUGAUUAUGUAUAAUAUUGAUAAACAGAAAUAUUAUAUAUUAAAUGUAUGGUUAACUAUUAUAGCAUUUAUUAAUUUAUGGACAAUAGAUAUUGCACAAACAUUAGAAAUUGGUGCUAUUUUAUGGAUUGCAUUAGAACGUACACUUGGGAUACAUUGGCCUAGUGAAAUACAAACCAUAAAUAAUAAUAAUAAUAAUAAUAAUAAUAAUAAUAAUAGUACAGGGAAUAAAACAACUUGUAACCAUGGUAACAACAUCGUUACCAACACUUCAAUGAAAUCUAAUCCACCCCAAUAUAAAUUUAAAUUUUUUAAAAAUAGAAUCAAAAAUUAUUUCAAUUAUGAUGAUAUAAUAUGUAAUCAAUUUAAUAAAAUGAAAAAAAAUCAAUCAUCAAUUAAUUCAAAUAAAAAAAUCAAUCAUGAAAAAUAUAAAAUUUUUUUAUGGUUUUUACGUGUUUUAUUAUGUUUAUUACCAUUUAUAUUAUUUAUAUUAGCAUCAUUAUAUAGUUUAAAUAAUAUUAUACAAUAUAUUAAAAAACAUAAAUUAUUAUUAUAUAAUAAUCAAUAUAAUCUGAUUGAUAUUAAUAUUGAACAGUUACCAUGGCAACAACAACAACGACAGCAACAACCACCACCACCACCACAACAACAACAAAUGGAUAUGAUUACAAAUUUUGAAACUACUUAUAUUAUACAUAAUAAUAGUAGUAUAAAUGAUAGUUAUAUAAAAUAUUUUAAUUCAUUAAUAGUAUAUAAUUAUUAUUAUUAUACAUAUAUUACUAAUCAUAAUAAUUUUAUAAAAAAACAUAUAUCAUUAUUACAUAAUAUACAUAUGAAAUAUCAAAUCUAUAUGUAUUAUACUAGUUCUAUUAUACCAGCAUUAAUUAUUGGACAAUUUAUAGCACCAUUAAUGAUAUUAAUCACAACAAAUUUAUUGAUUUAUCAAAAAGUAUCAUCAAGAGAUAAACGAUUCUUCUCUAGACAAUCCAGUAAUACUAGUAAAUCAUCAUUUAUAUCUGGUACAUCUAUUUCAUCUAUAAAUUCACCAACUAAACGAAAGUUAACUACAACAACAAUUAAUUUUCCUAUACCAUUAUUACGUGUACUUGAAAGUAGUAAUCAAGAUAUAAGAAUCAAUCUUGACGAUGAUAAUCUCAAUACUACUCAUAAUACUACUAAUAAUCCAUCUAUGGAACAUCAUACAAUAAUCCAUAAACCUUUAACUGAUCAAUUAGAUACUAACCAUUUAAUAUCCAAUAGAAAAGAACAAAAACAAAAUACACUUUUAGUUCCUUUCAUUGAUUUAAAUGAAAAUAGUUUUCAAUAUUCAUCUAUUAAAAAUUUAUCAAAUACUACCAAUACUACUCAUUCAUUAUUACAUAAUCAUCAUCAUCAUAAUAAUAAUAAUAGUAGUAGUAUUGAUAAUAAACAAAAAUAUUUAUUCAAUGAACGUAGAAAUAGUAUUUCUGUAAUUCAACCAACAAUAUCAUCAUAUAAUGAAUAUUAUGAAAAUCAUUCCAAAGUAACAUUGAUUUCGAAUACAUUUUCUAGUAUGGUUAAUGAUACUACUAAUAAUGAUACUAAUCAUACAUCUAAAUGUACAACAUCAACUGAAACAUCAUCAUCAUCUACUACUACUAUGUAUACUAUUCAAAAACGUCGUAAAAGUACUAAUGAUCUAUUUAAUUCAUUAUUUCAAUCACGUAAUCAAGAUUUAAUUAAUACACGUUCUACUGAUGAAUCUAUACUUAUUCAAGCAUUAAGACGACAACAUAGACGUACAUUACGUAUAUUAAUUAUAUUAUUAUUAAUAUUUAUUAUAUGUCGUGGACCAAGAUCAUUUAUAUUAAUUAUUGAAUGGUUACAAUAUGAAUCUAAUUUAUAUACAUGGUUACAAUAUACAAGUAUAUUUUCUUAUACAAGUGCAAUAUUAGAUACAAUUAUCUAUGGAUUUUGGGGGAAUCGAGCUUAUCGUUUAUAUAUGAAAAAUUUAUUACAUCAAUGUACUUUAUAUAAAUAUUGUAUUAGAUAAUGAUUUGAUGAUAAGAACCUCCCCCCCCCUUCCCCCCCCUAUCUUCAUUAUAUAAUAGAUUGCAUAUUCUAAUCUCUUGGAUACGAUUUGUCAAGAUCUUUUGAUAAGCUUUAAAAACGAAAUCUGACGAGCCUAAUUCAAACAAUUAUGUCAUAAUAUAAUGAUAAUAUCUUGUUCAUUCAAUUGAAUGUAUGUAAAUAUCUACCAUUACCUAUCAACUAAUUAAAUCUUUAUAAUACCUUUUCCCUUCCCCCCUUUCACUCUAACCACCUCCCCCCUUUCCCCCCACAGGUUUGAAAGUAUUCAUGAUACUGUAAAAUGUCACAUUACAGUACAAUUUCUAAAGUUAUUUAUACUAUUAUUAUUAUUACUAUUACAAGCCAGAACAUAGACAUUUAAACACCUAUGUGUUGAAUAGAAAUGAAAAAAUAAAUGUCUCUUUUCUUUCUUUCUUUCUUUCUUUCGUUCUUUCUUUCUUUCAUGUUUCUUUAUUGAAGUGUAAUACAUUGAUUGAUUGAUUGAUUGAAUGUUUUUUGUUUCUA